CAUCUUUCUGUGGAGCACAAAAGCAGAUGUUAGGCAUGACAUUUUCAUUUUUGGGUGAACUUCCCCUUUAACAGCUCCACUGAAUGGACUACAAGCAUCUAGGUGCAAACCAAUCAAUUGUGUCCAUUAAAAAAGUGGUCAGAAAAAUAAUCCAGGGAUUCAUGGACCUGUUUGCAAUACAAAAAGAACCCUGGACCUACAGCACACAACACUUCUCAAGAACAGAGACAUCAGUUUAUCUACACAUUUACAAUGAAGACUCAGAAUUUACAAUUAAAGUGUUAUUUUGGAUUUUAUGGAGAGCAUCCUUAAUAUUACUGCCAAAAGUUUAGACCUUCAGUGAAUAACAUGCUUUUAGACCUUCUGCACCAACAUCUUCCAAAUGUAGUGCAUACAAGCCAUGCUUGGAAGUCCACGUUAGGAGUGGUGAGUGUGCAAUUAUAAUGAUACUGCAUAUACCUUUCUAACAAAAACUAAUUAGUGUGGACGUGUCCUAAGAAAGUAUCCACACGAAUAGGUUUUUGUUUGAAAACGCAUUGAUUUCACUACGUUUAUGCCUUUCAUCCACACCAGAACGGCGUUUUCCUCCACCAAAAACAGCGCGGAAGACUGAGACUGGAAAUAAGAUUUGAGAGCAAUGGCGAAGGGCAAAGUUUUCAGUAAAUAACAACGUAGAAAGGCUAUUGAAUAGCUUCCAAAGACUUUGAAUAAGUCAUAUGGCCUACUUUAAUGGUGCUUUUUUUGUCAUUUUUGGAGCUCAUAAGCAACAGUCCCCAUUCACGAUCACUAUCGAAAAACAGCUUGGAGAUACUUCAAAACACCUUCCUUUGUGAUGGCCAGAAAAGCAAAUCAUAUGGAUUUGGAACGAUAUUGCAGGGUGAGUAAAUGAGAGAACUUUCAUUUUGGGGUAAACUAUUUAAGAUGUGCUUUCAGAUAGUACUUUGAAUGGAAGGAAAUGAAAAGCUCUUAUGGUUGGUGGUGUUUUCGCACAUUGUUCUUGCACUGAAUUGACACAGCUAAAAGAUGCCUUUGCUUGUAGUGUAAUUAAUGGAUGAGUGUUUCAUUACAGGUCUGGUAUUGAAGUGUAGCUUCACUCAAUGACUUCUUCCUCAGUGGCUUGACCUCCCAUUAAGCUGCAUGAAAUCGUUCACAAGGUUGAGGACACGCAACAGGAACGAGCAAACUGACAAUGGCAAGCGAGGAGCCUUACACUACUUACGUGAGAAUGCUGUGGAAAAGAAAUUGAUCAGCUAAGCACAUAACAAUUGAUGGUUCAGAUAAAUUUUUUGCCACCAUGAAGUAUUACUGGACAACACUGGUGUUUUGUUAGAACAUCUUUACUGUGCAGCUCAACAUGCAUCAAUUCACGUAACACACGUCAGCACAACAGUGUCAUGCUCGUCUUGGGACAAAGGUCACAGAAGAACAAGAGGCAUUUUAGUGGUUCUUGCAUCGCGCGAGUUUUCGACAAAACUUGCAAAAAGGAAAAGUGAUAAAAAUGGAUUCUCUCACUUCUAAUUUAUCUGAAGAGAAAAGAAAGCAGCUUUGUGCCUUGCUGGGGAAUGUGGAACUGAGUCUUCUCUAUAAAGCAUCUGUUCAUGGAUAUAAUGCUUCUGCCUUCCACCAGAGAUGUGACCGUCAGGGUCCCACCUUGCUUGUAGCCUACAACAGCUCAGGCUACAUCUUUGGAGGAUACACUAGAGUAGAUUAUGCUCAAAGUGGGCAGAAUAUUACUGACAAGGAGACAUUCCUGUUCAGCUUUCAAGGCAAGAUCCCUGUCUGCAUCAAAGUUAAUAGUGGACAUAAUGCCCGCUUCGAUGACUCUGGAGUGCCCAACUUUGGUCAACAGUUGUACUUUUGCUAUAACAACCAACCUUCUGUUUAUCAUCAAGGAGGUCGUUCAUUUAACUUUAAUGCUGAUACAUUGUAUGGAAACAAUACUCAGCUAAGUGAAUGUGAGGUGUACAAAGUGAAGCAGGUCCCUCAGGUCAGAGUUGAGGAGAAGCCGUGGAGGAAUGUGCAGUGGAGUGAUAAACGAAAAGAAGAGCUCAUGGAAUUGAUCAGGAAUCAUAAAGCUUUGAUGACCUCUGUGAGUCGGGUUAGAAUCCUAAUGAUCGGUCCUGUAGGUGCCGGAAAGUCCAGUUUCUUCAACUCCAUUAACUCCAUCUUCACAGGUCAUGUGACCAGCAAAGCCAUGGCAGGAUCUACAAACACUAGUCUGACCACACAGUUUCGCACAUACCCAGUCAGAGAUGGUCGUGAGGGAAAGUCAUUGCCUUUUGUAUUAUGUGACACUAUGGGAUUAGAAGAGCAGUCAGGAGCAGGAUUGGAUAUUGAAGACAUCAGCAGCAUUCUCCAAGGUCACAUACCAGACCGUUAUAAAUUCAACCCUUUUGCACCAUUUCAACAUGAUGAGCAAAAGGCGUCCAGAUCUGCAUCUCUACAGGAAAAGAUCCACUGUGUGGUGUACGUGAUAGAUGCCACCAAAGUCUCCCUUAUGUCUAACAAACUGGAGGAAAAACUUGCUGCCAUACGUAGAAAAGUGAACUCACUGGGCAUUACCCAGAUCGUCUUGAUGACAAAAGUAGAUGAGGCGUGUCCCCUUGUGGAGAAAGACCUUCAAAGUCUUUAUAUCAGUUCCUACAUCAAGACAAAGGUGCAUGAGGUGAGCUCUCGGUUGGGUGUGCCUGUGUCAUGUGUGUUACCAGUGAAAAACUACAGCCAGGAGUUGGAGCUGAACCUCAACUGUGAUGUUCUGCUGCUCACUGCUUUACAGCAGAUGCUUCGCUUUGCUGAUGACUAUUUGGAUGAUAUUCGUCCAGUGGAGGGCAACCCCUUAUAAAGUGCAAAUGCUUUUUCAGUUUAUGUGGCUUAGGCCAAAUUUGUCUGAUUCAUAUUGGCUUCGCUUAGAAUACAUAUGGUUAAGCUUUCUUCUAGACCAGCACAAUAAUCAAUUUUCUGUAGACUGUUUGUAUUUUCUGUCUGUUUCAUAAUCAUACCAAUCGCUACAGGAAUAUGAUGAGAAAAACUAGUUUGUGUAUGUUAUAAUCAAGUCGUGUUUCCAUAGAAGUUCUGAAUUUAUGCAAAAAAUCGGAAUACCGCAAAAACAAUUUGUGAAUAAAGCACCGUUUCCAUCCCAUGUGUUUAAGAAAACAAAACUGUAAUUUCUGAGGAAACUGGUACAAAAUGAUAUUUGCAGCCAUUGCACAAUGUGAUAAAUUACUUGCGGUUUAGGGUGCGAGACAAAAUGCUCUCAUGAACCUUAUGUUUGCUUGAGAUCGGGGGCAGAUAACUUAUAUGUGGGAAUGUACUGAGAGGUAAUUGUCUCCAAUCAUUUGAUGAUACCCUUUGACUCCAAUGUUGUGAUCAAUAGUGUCCGCCCGGUUAAUCAAGUUGCCAGGGCGUAGCCAUUUUGUAAUGCUUCAACAAAAAGCUAUCAUGUUUUUGGGAUAACUUGUUGUAGCUAAUUAGGACUCCUUGAGUCGUGCAUACUGAUUGAACUAGAUCUUAUGUAAUAUAUUAUUUAAUUUUUCUUGUGGUUCAGUAAUUCUGUUGAAUUAAUUUUGUAAUGAUGCAUGUUUUGUUGUAUUAUGUUCUGUAUAAGUAAUAUAAUUUUAUAAUUUAAAUAGAAAAGUUAAACUAAGUACAUACAUAUUUGCAAUUAAAAUCAUCUGGUGUGUAUUGCGUGCCUUCCCAUACUUUGCGCAAUGAAACAAAUUGGGAGCAAAAUCUUGAUUUACAUUCUUUAACAUUACACUUUAUAUGUAUCUUGUUGUCCCAAAACUAUUGGUAAAUAUGAACGCUUAAUUGAACAUCAUUACAAGACGUUCCCCAUUUUUUCCCCAUAUAUGAAUAGAAAAUAUUAUUUCCAUAUCUAACACUGAAGUAGCCUAAUUACACUAAGGAUUGACGUUUAGGGUACUUGUGUGGGGUAUAUGCUAAACUAAUCGGCUAACGGUAAGCAUGCAAAAUGUAGGCUAAGUGAAUAAAGAACAAUAUUUAAUUUUACACUCUAUAGUUUUCCAUUAUAUACUAUUGUGUGUAACAAUUUCAAAGUCAUGAAAUGUCAUGUUUACAAACUUAUGUUGACAUACAAGAAGAUAACUUGUUCACGAACAUCAAAUGAUGUAAUCUUUGCACAAGAGUUGAAUGGAUUACUUUUAUGCUGCCUUUUUCGAGCUUCAAGGGUUUGAACCUUGUUGACUUGCAUUGUAUGGACCAACAGAGCUGAGAUAUUCUUCUAAAAAAAUCUUUGUAUUCUGCAAAAGAAAGUCAUACAUAUCUGGGAUGGCAUGAGGGAGUAAAUAACAAAAUAAUUUUCAUUUUUGGGUGAACUAUCCCUUUAAUGUUGUAACAGUAAAACCAAUACUGAAAGAGACACAAUUUUAAGGUUGUAAUAAAUACAUAUUAUAUUUAGGAUUUCAUCAAGCUAAGAAAAGUUUACAUUUUACUAUUAAAUCCUUUUGUAGAGUUAAAUGUGUAAACUUUUUUCUUUGACCUAUGUUUUCUGUAGAUUUAAACUACUGUUUCUAAUCUUCUAUGCUUUGAUAUAUAUGAAUGGAUUGUGAAUCCUUGUCUUUAAUAGUUAUGAUUAUUAGGCUGCUGUCACUUUAUUCUCUGUGUCACAACUAAUAAAGUAAGACUAUUUGGAUAUGA
Myxocyprinus asiaticus (Chinese sucker) is the source of this 4656-nucleotide messenger RNA. RefSeq names its product interferon-induced protein 44-like. The transcript is spliced from 11 exons. The record is from RefSeq and is a predicted model, not a curated record. Gene Ontology annotation, molecular function: GTP binding. Bases 1499 to 2842 code for a protein of 447 amino acids. NCBI's taxonomy places the organism in Eukaryota, Metazoa, Chordata, Actinopteri, Cypriniformes, Catostomidae.